AGGUAAAUCCGUGAAGAAUCUGUGGUGAAGAAUGCAAAUGUCAAAAAUCAAAAACAUAACCUAACUUUUGAGACAGUAAAGGAAAUUAACCAAAACUUGAAAAACAAGAACAUAAUUUAAAAUGAGUCUGUGUAUACGAUCUAAGUUGUUGCGGCCGAACUUUAUCGGCUCUCUGUUUCGUUACUCCACUUCGCCAGUGGAAGCUCUAGAACAGAGUGAGGCAGUAGUAGACGUCGAUGAAGAUGCAUUGGCGAGGGAAGCCGAAAUAGAACGCAAGAGGAAUAUUUCUAGACUGAACCCACCUCAUCAAAACCUCAUAAAUGGAACUAGGCCUUAUGAGGAACCGAAAUCUUUGGCACAUCUGACUGUUAAAUAUAAUAGGAAGAUGUAUGGAAAAUACGGCAGUGCCAGUGGUGUUAAUCCCAGCAUAUGCUUUCCAUCAAAACAAGACAUAGCGGAGAAAAUUGAAUAUGAAUCGGUGGCAUAUCCAUAUACCAUAAAGCAGAUGAUGGAGACAGCUGCGCGGAACAGGAAGGAGCAACAAGAGAAAAUAGAGCAAAGAGACAGAGAGGUGGCAGCUAGGUUUGCUAAGUUAGGUCAAUGGAUGAAAGAACUUAAUGAUAAGAUUGCUAAGAAAACUGCUGAGACUAAUGCUGCCAAGCAAAAGAAGGAGAGGCUAGUGGAAGAAGUAAGAAGACACUUCGGCUUCAAGUUAGAUCCUCGUGAUGAGAGGUUCCAAGAGAUGCUGGCUAAACGAGAAAAGGAACAGAAGAAAUUAGAGAAGCAAGCCAGAAAGGAAGCUAAGGAGAAAGUCAUGAUCGCUAAACUUCAGCAGCAGAAUGCAAAAAUAAGUGACGCUAAGAAGUGAAUAGGUUAGAUAUUGUAGUUAUUUUAUAAUUAGAGUAAUAAAUCGUUAUUGUAAAUUGAAA
Helicoverpa zea (corn earworm) is the source of this 929-nucleotide messenger RNA. RefSeq names its product growth arrest and DNA damage-inducible proteins-interacting protein 1 (gene CRIF). Bases 122 to 868 code for a protein of 248 amino acids. Gene Ontology annotation, cellular component: nucleus. The transcript has 3 exons. The record is from RefSeq and is a predicted model, not a curated record. NCBI's taxonomy places the organism in Eukaryota, Metazoa, Arthropoda, Insecta, Lepidoptera, Noctuidae.